CGACCUGCUGCUGCCACCUCCUGGACAAAAAAGGGUAAGACAGCUGAUUUACUCCACGCCGACUUUUAGGCCUGCUGUUCAGCGCAGUGUACGGAUGGAGAAAUGACAGCAUUCCAGCCAAUGAAAACAGCGAUUGUUCUUCCGGUUGAAUCUUUUUCAACCAAUGAGAGCGGGAGACACACCCACGGUCCCGCCCCUCCACGAGCUAGCUAAAAGUCCGCAGAGAAGUGAAUCCCGUGUGAAGGUGGGUCGGGUUAGCUUUAGUUCAUCGAGCCACUCGCAACUGUCGUUUAUUAACACGAAACACGCGUUUUAAUCCGUCAUUAUCCGGGAAUAUCGAGUCCUCCGGCUCCUCGUCCCGCGAAUCAACAUGAGUGACCCUUGGCAGGAGUGUUUGGAUCUGUGUGUGGAAGUCACCAAACAGGCUGGCAAGAUGAUCCGCGAGGCGCUGCAGAAGGACAUCGCCGUCAUGCAGAAGAGCUCGCCAGUGGACCUGGUGACCGAGACGGACCAGAGAGUGGAACAGCUCAUCAUCUCCUCCAUCAAGGAGAAGUACCCCGCUCACCGCUUCAUCGGCGAGGAGUCGGUGGCGGCAGGUGCUCCCAGCGUUCUGACGGACGAUCCCACCUGGAUCAUCGACCCGAUCGAUGGCACCACCAACUUUGUUCACAGGUUCCCUUUUGUGUCCGUGUCCAUCGGCUUCACCGUGAAGAAAGAGAUCGAGUUCGGGGUCGUCUACAGCUGCAUCGAGGACAAGAUGUACACGGCGCGGAAAGGGAAGGGGGCGUUCUGCAACGGAGACCCCAUCAAGGUGUCCGGACAGGAAGAUAUCAGCCAGUCCCUGGUGCUCACGGAGAUGAACUUCAACAAGGAUCCCGAACGUUUCCAAGCGAUGUUGGCCAACGUCGAGAGCAUCCUCACCAUCCCCGUGCACGGCAUCCGCUCGCCGGGCAGCGCGGCCGUCAACAUGUGUCUGGUGGCGUGCGGGUCGGCCGACGCUUACUACCACAUGGGCAUCCACUGCUGGGACAUGGCCGGAGGGGCGGCGGUGGUUACCGAGGCCGGGGGAGUCGUCAUGGACAUUUCGGGGGGACCCUUUGAUCUGAUGUCUCGGAGGCUGAUCGUCGGCAGCAGCAGAGCCGUCGCAGAGCGCAUCGCCGAGCGGGUCACCGAGCUGCACGUCGGCAGGGACGACGCGGAGGGGUAGCGCGCUCGCUUCUGUGUUUUAGCGAGUCACGAUUAGGCCUCAAGAGGUAAAACCAUGAACUUAAAGUCCUCCGACGGGACUUGAGACUUCUCUCUGCUUUCUGUAGAAGUCCCUGUUGUGUUUCCACAUUCUGCCUCUCACACAUUUAGACUUUUUAGUCUAUUUAGUUUACAAUUGUGUUUGCUAAUACUGCCUGUGUUUUGACAUUUCCUGUCAUCUAUAUUCAUUCCUGGAACAAUUCCUCUUCACGGCGUUAUUGUAUGUAUUUUAGUGUAAAUGUCUUCAGUUGAACAGAUAUUAUUGCUUAUGCACAGCUUUGUGCUGCAUGUUUAUCCACAUUCCACGACAACACAACGUGCACACUUUAGUGCAAAAGUGCAUAAACAAAACACAUGUAUCUUUACGUAAAUCAGAAGUUGGUCCAACAACCUGUACUUUUAAUGACUUUAUUGUGUAACUUCUUCUCGGGCCGCAACACGCCGACUGGAUGGAGCGAAUAAAGAGGACUAUAAAUACCU
This is a messenger RNA of Pungitius pungitius (ninespine stickleback), 1725 nucleotides long. Its product is annotated as inositol monophosphatase 1-like. The transcript is spliced from 9 exons. The record is from RefSeq and is a predicted model, not a curated record. Lineage: Eukaryota; Metazoa; Chordata; Actinopteri; Perciformes; Gasterosteidae. Gene Ontology annotation, biological process: signal transduction; inositol metabolic process; phosphatidylinositol phosphate biosynthetic process. Bases 371 to 1207 code for a protein of 278 amino acids. Gene Ontology annotation, molecular function: inositol monophosphate 1-phosphatase activity.